Messenger RNA from Toxotes jaculatrix (banded archerfish), 1996 nucleotides. RefSeq names its product nuclear factor 7, brain-like. The coding region runs from base 327 to 1754 and encodes 475 amino acids. NCBI's taxonomy places the organism in Eukaryota, Metazoa, Chordata, Actinopteri, Toxotidae. The record is from RefSeq and is a predicted model, not a curated record. The transcript is spliced from 2 exons. Gene Ontology annotation, molecular function: protein binding; zinc ion binding.
UCUGAAAUGAAUUAUGUAAACAUUUUCAUACAGACAUGAGGAGAAGAUGUUUCCUGGAGUUUUUUUUUUCCUGAAUCAAGAAAAAAAACAGCACCAUCUGCUGGUGACAAAAUGACAUGACAGCAAUUCCCACAGUGAUAAUUCAACCAAUGACGGACGUACAAGAAACUGAAAGUAGAUUCUGACAUUGUUGAAAACAGCUGAGACGCCAUUACAUGCUGCGAAAUUUUCUACCGGAAAACACACGUUUGAGCUGAUUUAAUCAAUCAAGUGAAGGGACAGUAACAUGGUGAGUCUGCUGAAAUAUAAUUAAGAUACCAAAACAAAUGGCUGAGAAGGUUGCUCUUGUUGAGAGUUACCUGAGUUGCCAUGUUUGUUCAGAGACUUUCAGAGAUCCUGUGUCUCUGAGCUGCAACCACAGCUUUUGUUCAAGCUGUCUGCAAAAAUUCUGGGAACAAGCUAAAAACAAAAACUGUCCCAUUUGUAAAAGAAAGUCUUCAAAAGAUGAUCCAGGAGUGAACUUCACACUGAAGGAACUGGCUGAUUCCUUUGCUGAGAGACAGAAAGCUGAAUCAUCUGAGACUGAAAGAGGAGAGAAGAAGGUGGAGGUGGUGUGUUGUAAACAUCAUGAAGACACAAAACUGUUCUGUAAGGAUGAAGACAGAGCUGUGUGUGCUGUCUGUGAGUUUUCUCUCCACCACGGUCACAAGGUGGUUCCUAUAGAACAAGCAGUCAGUGACAUGAAGGAGCAGCUGAAAUCUGACUUGAAGUCUCUACAGGACAAGAGGAGCAAAUACAAACAAGUGGAGAAAACAUACAAUGAAAUGAUUCAACACUCCAAGAAGCAGCUGCUGUCCACAGAGAGACAGAUCAGAGCAGAGUUCACCAAGCUCCAGCAGUUCCUGAAAGAGGAAGAGGAGUCCAGACUGGCAGCUCUGAGGGAGGAAGAGGAGCAGAAGAGGAAGAGCAUCAACAGACAGAUGAAGAUGAUUGAGGAGCAGAUCUCCUCUUUGUCAGACAGUAUCUCUGCUGUUGAAGAAGAGCUGAAGAAAGACAACGUGCCCUUCCUCAGCAGCUAUAAACCCACUCAGACCAGAGCCAGAGCCCAGAGCUCACUGUCAGAUCCACAGCUGGUCUCAGGAGGACUGAUAGAUGUGGCCAAACACCUGGGCAACCUGUCCUUCAGAGUCUGGGAGAAGAUGAAGGAGAAGGUCCACUUCAGUCCUGUCAUUCUGGACCCAAACACAGCAGACCGCUGGCUCUAUCUGUCUGAUGAUCUGACCAGUGUGAGACAUGGAGACACAAAGCAGCAGCUCCCUGACAAUCCAGAGAGAAACACUAAUUAUGCCACUGUUCUGAGCUCUGAGGGCUUCAGCUCAGGGAAACACAGCUGGGAGGUGGAGGUGGGAGACCAUCCUGACUGGAAUGUGGGUUGGGUUAAAGAGUCAGUUGAAAGGAAGGAGGAGAGACUUGCUUCACCAGAACAUGGAGUCUGGUGUUUUUUGCAUCGCAGUGGAAAAUACACCAAUUGUGUUGGUGAGACUGUCACAUUGAAGAAGAGUCUCCAGAGGAUCAAAGUCCAGCUGGACUAUGACAAGGGGGAGGUGUCCUUCUACAAUGCUGAAGACGUGAUUUACAUCUACACUCACAGAGACACUUUCACUGAGAGACUCUUCCCAUUUUUCGAUAUUGGAAUAUCUGGUGAAGCCAAAACGACUUCUAUCAAAAUCUGUCAAAAUGAGAUUUCUCUGUGAUGUUUGUUUUUCUAUUAUGAUCAUUUGAGGUUUAUUACACUCUAAACUCAUCAUCACACAAUUGUUUUUGCCCUAAUUGUCUCCACUGUUUGAAAUUAAUUACAUAAAGCUGUUUUCAUCUUUGUCUGUUGUUUUCAUAGAAACUGACCUAAAAUACGAGACAAAUAAAUCUUGUUUUCACAUGAAAUUCAUUUAGUUACAUUUAUGUUUUCUUUACUUGAGAUUUAUUAAUGAUGGUAAAU